Messenger RNA from Rhizophagus irregularis DAOM 181602=DAOM 197198, 700 nucleotides. The record is from RefSeq and is a predicted model, not a curated record. Lineage: Eukaryota; Fungi; Glomeromycota; Glomeromycetes; Glomerales; Glomeraceae.
AUGUGUGAAUCAGUACUAUAUAGAUGUGAAAAACAAUCCAUUGAAGAUUUGAAGAUAUUUUUGAAUUCAUUGAAAACCAAUUGGAUUAAACUGCUUAUGAACGAUAAUGAUCAAGGUGAAGAUACUGUAAAUGUUGGUCAUUCUGAAUGUUAUUUGAAAGAAGUUGAAAAUGUUGAAGAUUAUUAUGACUAUCGGCAGACAUAUUUGAAGUCAUUAUUAAAUUCAGUGUCAAAAGAAUUAAUAAAAGAAGAAGCAAAAUUGAAUGCCAAAGCACAAUCUGAAUUAGAAGGAAGAAAUAUUCUUAAUGAAAAUAUAAAUUUAAGUAAUGAAAUGAAAUUAUCUGAUGGACAAGUUUAUGAUAUAAAUAAUAUUAAAGAUCCAAUAAAACGUCAAGGUAAAGGUAGACCCGCUGGUAAAAGAUUUAAAGCUUAUGAUGAGGGAAAAAACAAAGCAAAUAGUAGUAAGAAUCAAAAAGAAAAUGUAUAUGAAAUAGAUAUUGAAAACAUGAAUGAUAAUAGUAAUAACAAAGUAGGCGUAGAUGUGGUUUAUGUCAUAAAACUAGACAUUAUACUCCUAAAUAUCCUAAUAAAAAAAGUAGUUAAAGGGUAAAAAAAAUGUAUAAAUCUUUAAUAUCUUUUUCAUUUUAUUUGGUUAUAAUAUAUAGUAAUAUAAUAUGUAAUAAAAUAUAAUAAAUGCAAUG